Messenger RNA from Rhea pennata, 462 nucleotides. RefSeq names its product cold shock domain containing C2 (gene CSDC2). Gene Ontology annotation, cellular component: cytoplasm. The transcript has 3 exons. Gene Ontology annotation, biological process: regulation of mRNA stability. Gene Ontology annotation, molecular function: mRNA 3'-UTR binding. The record is from RefSeq and is a predicted model, not a curated record. The coding region runs from base 1 to 462 and encodes 153 amino acids. NCBI's taxonomy places the organism in Eukaryota, Metazoa, Chordata, Aves, Rheiformes, Rheidae.
AUGUCGUCCGACCCCAGCGCGCCGCCGGCGGUGCCGCCGCUGCACUCGCCCAAGUCGCCCGUGUGGCCCACGUUCCCCUUCCAGCGCGAGGGCAGCCGCGUCUGGGAGCGGGGCAACCUGCUGCUGCGCGACCUGCCUAGCCCGCUGCCCACCAAGAGGACCCGGACGUACUCCGCGACGGCUCGCGCCUCCGCCGGCCCCGUCUUCAAGGGCGUCUGCAAGCAGUUCUCGCGCUCCCAGGGCCACGGCUUCAUCACCCCCGAGAACGGCACGGAGGACAUUUUCGUUCAUGUGUCCGACAUCGAGGGCGAGUAUGUGCCGAUGGAGGGGGACGAGGUGACGUACAAAGUCUGCCCCAUCCCUCCCAAGAACCAGAAGCUGCAGGCGGUGGAGGUGGUGCUCACCAACCUGGCCCCCCACGCGAAGCACGAGACGUGGUCCGGCCAGAUCAUCGGCUCCUAG